Messenger RNA from Aspergillus udagawae, 954 nucleotides. RefSeq lists its product as uncharacterized. Gene Ontology annotation, biological process: intracellular protein transport; vesicle-mediated transport. The transcript is spliced from 3 exons. Lineage: Eukaryota; Fungi; Ascomycota; Eurotiomycetes; Eurotiales; Aspergillaceae. The coding region runs from base 1 to 954 and encodes 317 amino acids. The record is from RefSeq and is a predicted model, not a curated record.
AUGACUUUACAGGGUCAGGUCUCGACGGAUAUCAUCAGGGACGUCGUCGUGAUCUGUGCCUCUGGCAUGGAAGGCGAACCUGGGCGGGACUGUUCAUCAAGUACCCAGUCAUCAAGUCAAUUCAAUGAAAUUGAGUCACUUAUUACUGCAUAUACCAUUCGUGGACUGGAGUCAGAACUCUGGAAAGCUCGGGAGCAGCACGCUGGUAAAUCUGCUGCCUUGAAAAAGACUGUUCAGGAGCUGGAGUCCGCCCUCAGCCAGUCAAAGAAAUCCAAUGCAGGCCAAGUCGCGGAUCUUCAACAGAGGCUUCAACGCUUGCAAUCGACCGCUGCCUCCACCAAGGGCCAACACGAGACCGAAAUCAGUGGGUUCAAGGUUAUAAUUCGAUCUUUGGAAUCUGAUCUCGCCGCUGUGAAGGGAACGUACGAGGCUGAAAUUGCUGAUCUCAAGCAAUCACUCGCGACCGCCAAGUCUGAUCUUGAAAGUGAACAAGAGAAGUCUACAAAGGAGAUUGAGAAAAUCAAGGAGGAUUCCUCGUCCAAGGUUUCUGCUUUGGAAGCUCGCGCUGCAGAUGCUGAGCGGAAGGCAGCGGAGGCAGAGUCAAAGGCCUUGGACAAGUCGUCGAAGGACCUUCAAACAGCAAAUGAAGGGUUCUCUUCCAAGAUCUCUGCACUGGCAACUCGCGCAGCCGAGGCCGAACGUAAAGCAAAGGAAGCCGAGUCACACGCCCAGAGCGCUGCCGCAGCGCUCAAGGAAACCAAAGCCCAACUUGUGAAGGCUCAGACAGAAGUCAAAGACAAGGAAGAAGCUCGCCAGGCCACCCAAUCUGAAUUGGACGACUUAUUGAUCGUCUUUGGAGAUCUCGAGGCGAAGCGAACUGAGGAUAAGAAAACGCCUCAAGAGCCCGGCCAGGAAGUUUCUGAAGACGAGGAUGAGGACGAGGACGAAGAAUAG